UUUUUCUUUGGGUCAUCGCGGGCACAAUUCUCGUGCUCCUUGUUCAAGAUGCUGGGUUAGAGGGGAGUGUGUUCGAGCUGGAGUUAUGGUGUAUAAAGGAACGGAUCAUAGGCUUCGUACAGAGAAUGAAUAUUCUUUAAUGGUAGAUACGGAUCACCACAAUUGUAUAGAAUGCCCACUUGCUUCGCUUCAUUUCAAUAUAGUUUCCGGUACGGUAUUUGAUUAUAUGCACUUAGUGUGUCUUGGCGUAAUGGAAAAAAUUUUGUAAGGAGUAAUAGAUGGCAGGUUCAUAAAAUCAUCGAAAAUAUCAAACAAGAGUCAUCUACAAGCUCUAGAUCGCCGGCUUGAAAUAGUUAAAAUGUACUGUCCAAGAGAUUUUGCUCGGAAGCCUACCAAUAUUGCGAAGCAUGGCAAGUUUAAAGCCACUGAGCAAAGACAGAUACUUCUGUACAGUGGGCCGGUUAUUUUUUACGGAUUGGUAAACGAUGCUGUGUUCAGUCAUUUUCUCCUUCUUCACACUGCGAUCAGAAUUCUAGUAGAUCCUGGACACACGAUCCAAUCUAUUGAUUUUGCAGACAAUUGCAUCAAACUCUUUAACGAAACUUCUUCCGACGUUUAUGGCGUAGAAUUUCUUUCAUAUAACGUUCAUGCUCUUUUACAUCUCCCCGACGAUGUUAGAUCCUUUGGUCCGUUAGAUUCGUUUUCAGCAUUUCCCUACGAAAACAAUAUGACGUAUUGUCGCAAAAUGUGUAGGAAACCGAGUCAGCAUUUGCAACAGAUUGCUAAUAGGAACGCGGAAAAUUGCCAUACGCAGAGUAAAGUACUCGUCGAUCCAUCCAGACUAAAGUUCAUUGCAAAGCACGUAAAAGGUCCUACUCGACCAGUCGACGAUUACAAUUAUUGUCAAUAUAGUAAAGUCCUUACAUGGUCGAUUUAUUUGUCAAUACUUCGACAGGAUAGCGCAAUUGUUCUUCGAAACGGUCCCAUAGCUAUUAUUCAAAAUAUUAUAGAACGUAAUAAUGGAUGCUAUUUUCUUUUAAAACAAUUUACAAAAAUUGACGAUUUCUUUGAUCUUCCGUGUCGCUCAUCUGCCAUUGGUGUUUAUCUUUGUUCGUUAUUAAGCUCAGAAUUGAUUUACGUUAGUCUCAAUCAAAUCGCAGGGAAAUUUUUUUUAAUGCCGUACUGGUCGAAAGAAGAUCCAACUAAAGAAUGUAGCACCGAACGUUUCGUCGUUGUUAAAAUUAUUUCUACGCAGAUCGCAAAUUACUUUUAUAGCAUUGCAUGGCAUACGCCCUGCUAUACAAUAAUUUACUUUACACGUGUAAUAAUGUACGACUGUACUAUUUUAUAGCUAAUUUUACACACUAGUACAAACAUACAUUAUCAUCGUAGAUGAACGGCAAGGCCAAAAAGAACACCGGAGGACUUUCUGUAGCUGCUGCUGCAGAAAAUCUUAGCAGAAAGAUGAUCCUCUUGGAAGGCUCUCAGUCACUGUUGGUCCCUUCCUUAACAAAGAAGAAAAUAAAGAAGCGGCCACAACCUCUGGCUCAUUCGACGCCAAUACCUGGGGCAUCCCAGCAGUUGCUGGAAGCACCGCCGCCAAAGAGGCCAAUGCAUAAAUAUUCGGCUCAUUCGCAGCCAAAAGCUGGAACAUCCCAGCAACUUCAGGAAGCACCGCCACCGAAGAGGCCAAAGAUUAAUCUCACAGCUCCGAGAUCAACACCAGUCUCAGUUGUUAAAAAGAUUAAGAAGCCUGAAACUGCAUUGACCAACAUUGAUUUGCAGCGGAGAACGCAACACGAUACAAUUUCUCAAUUGGGCGCAUCGUCGUCAACCAUCGAAUUGACGGAGAAGAUUAAUUCGCUCAACAGAAGAAUCAUCAACGUUAAAGAAACAAAUACCACCAUCAACAACCCACUCAUAUCCCUUGAGAAUUCGGUCAAAUCAUUGGACGAUAGAACAAAGCGGAUGGAGGAAAUGCAAGAAUCCAUGUUGAAGAUGCUCAAGGACAUGACGAAAAGAAACUCCCCUAAGGCUAGAAGAAGACCUGCCUGCUUCCCUUUUAAGUUGAUUGCAGAUCUGCUUGAAUUUAACAAUUCGAAUGAGGAGCUGUAUGACGAUGUCGUCAACUAUCUCGCCUACCUGGGAGGUGCCAAUCUCUGCGACGAAGCUAACUUUUAUUUUAAAAACUGCUUUGAAUUCGACGCCGACCUCUUCCGUAAUCUGUCCUGGCUUGGCUCCAGAAUCGACGAUGUCAAGGUGUCUCUAAUGUCGACUCGUUUUGCGCGUGCUUGCGAAGCUGUAAUAAAUCUCAACAAGGACGCUUUAGAGAAGCCCACAAAAGACAAAUUCGCCACUGCCAUGACGAAGGCAAUUAAGAAUGCCAAGGAAGCGUAUCGCCGAAAGAGAGCUGCUGCACAAAAUGGUAGUAGAAACGGUCCUGCAAACGCUCAGCAGCCACGGCAGCCUCCACAAUGACGCGGUGUUCGUGUCCAUUUGCCGAUCAACAAUCGUGUCCUCAAUGAACCGCAAGACGAGCUGAACAACCGGCUGCAGAGCAACGAGGACUACGGAGAUCCCCUCCCACCCAGGCAAUUGGAACCUGCCAAUAAUGAUGAGGAGGACGAGGACCAGUACGCUGACGAGAUCCAGGACAAUGAAGAGAAAUCGGAAGAGGAACAGGGGGAGAACGAGGAGGAAGAAGAAGAGGAAGACGAAGAGGAAGAAGAAGAGGAAGACGAAGAGGAAGAAGAAGAGGAAGAAGAAGGGGAAAAUAACGAGGACGAGUUCGAAGAAAAAUCUCAGGAGAGAUUGAAGAAAGAAGAAAAGCACCAAAACGAGGACGAGGAAAAUUAUUGGAAUGGAUUCAUCGAAAAUCAAGAAGAUCAAUGCAACAAUGACGACGACGACCCAUUAAGCUGCGACUUGUUUGUCGAGCCGUAAUGAAGAGGAUUUGAGGGAUGAAAAUGUAAGAGAGCGUUGGAGGGGCUGAUCGCUGUUGGCUGGGCCUUACAGAGUUGGGCGAGGUCGGGGCCUUUCUCACCCUAAACCAUAAAAAAAUUCUUUGCAGAUACUGGAACAAAAAUUUGCCUGUAAGUAGCGAAAUUAAAGGUAAUUUUUAUCCUAUGCUUAUCUAUAAUAUCUUAAAUCCCUUAUUAUUUUUGUCUUUGAUUUUAUUUUGUUACGGCGGAGUACCUGUGGAGAUUCAGGGACUACAGAACUCUACGCAGCCACUUCCUGCAGUCAUACACCAGGUUUGAAAGGUUUUGAAUAGAAGGUGUUCAUAUUUGGAUCACCUGGAGCCCAUAUCGGUUGUUGUAGUGGGGAAUAUAAUCAGCCUCUUCGGAUACACCAGCUCUGCAAGAAGACUACGCAAAGCAUUUUUUAGGUGACUGUGGCUGUGCAUGUGGUAUGUACCCGCCAUGUCUCUCUUGAUGCGCAACACAGAAGUAAAGUGUCUACUAAAAGCUAGUGCAAGUCUUGUGCGGGGAAGAAAAAUUAUUAGGGAUUAGCAUGUAAGGGAGUAGGCUAGUUAAUCUAAGAUCUCUUCGAGCCUGAACAUCCACACGCGUUUAGACAAAAAAAGCCUAUGAUUCUUACAAUGAAUGAUAAAGUGAUCUUUUAACUUUUAUUUAAGUUUGCCUAUUCUUUAUAUGCACUGACUAUUAUACAAAGGCGAUAUAUAUUUUUAUAGUAAAAAAUCGAAUAAGAAUAAAAAAUACAAUAGUCUCUACAGCCAAGAGAUUCACUUCAUUAAUUAUUGUAAGAAAUUACAGACUUAUUCUGGCUAAGCACAUGCAGGUGUUAAGAUGAACGUUAUAACAGGUACAACAAAAUCAUAAUCUGACUAGCUUUGUUAUGUUAUCUAAAGUCCCUGUACAGAAUUCCAGAUCUCUAGGUUAAAUAGCAUUUCAAUUACAAGGUCUUAAAAAUAUUCUUAUACGUCUUUUCAUCGGCUUUUUUAGGAUGUUCCUCUUAUAAUGUUUAUCAAAACACUCACACUAACAACUGUCUUAUACUUAACGAUUGUUAUAAUGUACUUCGUAUUAUAUAUGGCGUGAUAUUAAUUAACUGAUUUUAUUGCUCUUGCGCUUAUUUAUUAUAAUUGU
Messenger RNA from Nasonia vitripennis (jewel wasp), 4109 nucleotides. RefSeq lists its product as uncharacterized. The record is from RefSeq and is a predicted model, not a curated record. The transcript is spliced from 11 exons. Bases 1393 to 2478 code for a protein of 361 amino acids. Lineage: Eukaryota; Metazoa; Arthropoda; Insecta; Hymenoptera; Pteromalidae.